AUGGCCUUCAACUUCAACUGGUCGCCUCUGAUGGCAGAUGCUGGAUUUUAUACACGCGCCCAAGAGUUGCUCACAGCUGCGUUGAACAAGUCGCCAAAACCUCCGAUUAUUGUGGGCGACAUCACAGUCACGGAACUGAAUUUGGGAUCUAUACCACCAGAACUCGAAAUUUUAGAGAUAGGGGAUCUGGCUGACGACCGGUUCCGUGGUAUAUUCAAAAUGUCAUAUUCUGGAGACGCAUAUCUUACUCUGAAAACCUGUGUACAAGCAAACUCGCUGAAUACCUAUAUGGUGACACGCCCUAAGUUCACCUCUCCAUGCCCACUCGCUGCAGACCAUGGCCUCACUAUCCCAUUGCAAAUAACUCUGUCGGAUAUCAAACUUUCUGGCUUUGUGGUCCUAGUUUUUUCCAAACAAAAGGGAAUCACACUAGUCUUUAGAAAUGAUCCUCUUGAGUCUUUGAAGGUGUCAUCAACAUUUGAUUCUAUUCCAUUCGUUCGAGACUAUUUACAGAGAACAAUCGAGGGUCAGCUACGCUUACUGUUUAUGGAUGAGCUUCCCGCAAUUAUCCACCGGCUAUCUCUUCGCCUAUGGGUACCAGAGCUUCGUGGGCAGGACACAGAGGUGAAAGCCGAUGAAGAGGCCGGUCCUGGCCAGGACCCUUUGCUCAGCCCUCCCCAGGAUCCUGUUGAUGCAUCAGGAAAUGUCCUGAGCGUCGCCCAGAUUGCGUCUCUCUCCCUAGACUCUGGAGUUGAAAUGCACUCUCUAUUCUCUCAGAGGAAUUUAGUUCGAUUGGCUACUUUGACUGACUCUCAACGGACACUUUCCCUCUUCACUCCAACAAUACAUGAUGUUGUUUUCAGGGCACUGACCGGAGCUAUGGAACAGUCGGAAUCUCACGGAGGCUUGAUCUCACCCGCCAGCCCUCCCCUUUCUAGGACUCACUCUCAUGUUGCGUCUCUACAUUCCUUGCAAGAGUCGUCGAUGAGCAAAUCUUCUCUGGGAUCUCCACUGAGUGGAUGUGGUCUCACGAUGGGUGCUGGCCGCCACCCAAGAACACGUCCAUCUAGGAAGCAUAAACGACGCGUUGUGGACUUGCGAAAACCCCAAAAGUUAGACGAUACUUCAAGCACAUGCACAGAUAGCGAAUAUACCGUCUCCACUGAUGCGUCUACCGUGUUCUCGUCUUCUGCCCGAGUUGGGGAGAAACCGGAUGACCCUAUAACUCCGCCGGUCUCCCCCGAUGCUACCAUUAAGGUGAAAGAUCGCUCACGGGUACCGGCUAUGCAAGGCCUAGGCCCAUCUGUUACGAACAAAGCUGGCCAGUCUACCCCGUCAGCCGAAGCUGAGAAGAUAACUCUUAGCAAUGGAGAACCUUCAUACAUUCCACAUCAAAAUACCCCUACUAUUGAGGCUCAUGAAAAAGGUGAUGAUAAUACUAUCUCCCUUAACGGAGUUCCGCCUAGCAUGCUGUCGUUUGUAGCCGUGAGCCAAGACCGAAGCAUCUUGGAACAGGCUUGGAUGAUGAAGUUAGCAAACGAAAUCAGCCGCAGAAUCCAGGAGGGUAAAGGACCUGGUAGUGUGGGUAGCAACUACUGCGGACGCCGGGACCCAUCACCACCUCCAGCUUACGGACAGUGA
Messenger RNA from Microsporum canis CBS 113480, 1641 nucleotides. RefSeq lists its product as hypothetical. Gene Ontology annotation, molecular function: lipid binding. Gene Ontology annotation, cellular component: ERMES complex. The transcript has 2 exons. The record is from RefSeq and is a predicted model, not a curated record. Bases 1 to 1641 code for a protein of 546 amino acids. NCBI's taxonomy places the organism in Eukaryota, Fungi, Ascomycota, Eurotiomycetes, Onygenales, Arthrodermataceae. Gene Ontology annotation, biological process: mitochondrion organization; phospholipid transport.